Messenger RNA from Vanessa atalanta (red admiral), 1224 nucleotides. Its product is annotated as oligoribonuclease, mitochondrial. Gene Ontology annotation, cellular component: mitochondrion. NCBI's taxonomy places the organism in Eukaryota, Metazoa, Arthropoda, Insecta, Lepidoptera, Nymphalidae. The transcript has 3 exons. The record is from RefSeq and is a predicted model, not a curated record. The coding region runs from base 225 to 806 and encodes 193 amino acids. Gene Ontology annotation, molecular function: nucleic acid binding; 3'-5'-RNA exonuclease activity.
CAGACUACACGUACACGUGAGUAACACAAAUUCACAGAAAGUGUUUGCUACACGCAGAAAUAAGCGAUAUCAGACUCUUUGUAUUAGAUCAACAAAUUUUUUUAUCCAGAAAUUGUCAAUGUUACUAAAAUGAUUUUUCUUCGUAAUUUUUUGACUUUUUACACAAGAGGUUAGUUAGAACGAUUAAAUAAUUUUAACGUUUUACAGUAUAUCGAGAAACAAAAAUGGAUUUACAUUCAAAUAGUGCGGCAAAAAGGAUUGUUUGGGUUGAUUUAGAAAUGACAGGGUUAGAUGUUGAAAAAGAUCAUAUCUUAGAAAUUGCCUGUUUAGUAACCGACUGUAAUUUAAAUUUGAUCGCAGAAGGACCAAACAUAAUAAUUCAUCAACCUGAUGAAAUACUUAGUAAUAUGAAUGCGUGGUGCAUUGCUCAACACGGUGAGAGUGGAUUGACAAAGGCUAGUCGGGAAUCAAAUGUUUCUGUUCUUGAAGCAGAAAAUCAAAUAUUGAACUUUGUUAAGUCACAUGUUCCUGAAAAAAAGUGCCCAUUAGGCGGUAAUAGUGUCUACAUGGAUAGAAUAUUUAUACGUAAAUAUAUGCCUAAUCUUAAUGAUUAUUUACAUUAUAGAAUUAUUGAUGUUAGCUCUAUAAAAGAAUUAGCUAAGAGAUGGUAUCAAAAAGAAUAUUCGAGGAUACCCCAGAAGAAGUUUCAGCAUAGAUGCUUAAAUGAUAUUAAGGAAAGUAUAGAAGAGUUAAAUUAUUAUAGGGUAAAUAUAUUUAAACAAAAUGAAACUAUGCAAAUUGAAUAAUGUAAACUAAACCAGUAGUAGUAUAAAAUAAACUAUUUAUUUUAUACUAUAAAUUACCUAUGCUUGAAUUAGUAUUAUUUCAGUAGAAUUACUUAAAUUAUAAUGAAGGCAGACAUUACUUUGCUAGCUUAUUCAAUUAUAAAUGAAACAAUUUGAUGGAAAAUCUAUUUGUUAAGUAAAAAAGAACUUACAUAUAAUAAAGUACAUGUUAAAUUGUCUCUUGCCUUCAUUGUUUCCUCCUUACUUUUUUGAUCAGUAAAUUUGAAUCCUUAUUCAGUGAGGAAAUUAGCAUUCCUACUACCAUUCCAUACAUUUUGUACAGUUUUGUACAGUAGUUAUUUUAAUUUUUGGUUGUAUUCAUGUACUUUUUCUGAAUGUACAUAAAUACUUAAGUCAUAAAUUUUGUCUUGACAUCAUU